This is a messenger RNA of Sturnus vulgaris (Common starling), 1431 nucleotides long. NCBI's taxonomy places the organism in Eukaryota, Metazoa, Chordata, Aves, Passeriformes, Sturnidae. The record is from RefSeq and is a predicted model, not a curated record.
AUGGAGGUGGGGGGGGGCCGCCGGCUGCGGAUCCUGGAGGAUCUCAACAUGCUCUACAUCCGCCAGAUCGCCGCCAGCAUCCAGGAGCCGGAGCUGCAGCGGGCUCUGGAGCGGGCACUGCGGGUCCGGGAGGGGGCUCGGCGGCUCCUCCCCGCCUGCAGCCGCCCCGAGCAGGCGCUGGAGACCACCAAGACCCUGGUGCUGUGCGAUGCCAGGGUGGUCGCGGCCGGGGGGGAACUGCAGCGGCGCCAGGAGGCUCGGCUGAGGGGGGCCCGGCGCCCCUCGGACGCCGGGCCCGGGGCUGAGCGGGUGCCGUGCCGCGGCACCGUCUGCAUCUCAGAUUUGCGCAUCCCGCUGAUGUGGAAGGACACCGAGUACUUCAGGAACAAGGGGGAGCUGCACCGCUGUGCUGUGUUCCUGCUGCUGCAGGUGGGGGCCGAGAUCCACGACACCCCCACAGUGCUGGUGGACCGGACCCUCACCGACAUCUGCUUCGAGGGCGCCGUGCUCUUCUCGGAGGCGGGUCCCGAUUUCGAGCUGAAGGUGGAGCUGUACAGCGCGGGGCUGCCCGGCGGGGGGGCGCAGGGUAGCACCCCCAAAAAGCUGGCGACGCGUCUCAGCACCUCCCUGGGCCGCUCCUCCGGGCGCCGGGCACGGGCGGCCAUGGAGGGGGGACCCGGCAGCCCCCCGGGCACCGGCGGCACCGGGGCACUGCUGCUGCCCCCGCCCGAGCAGAGCCCCUGCUGGGUGCCCCUCUAUGGCCGCAUGUGCUGCCGCCUGGCGGCCAGGCCGAGCUGCAUGGACACCCCCGCGGCGACAGGGACACUGCGGCUGCAGGUGAGGGAAUGGGAUCGGGAAUGGGAUCGGGAAUGGGAUAUAGGGAUGGGAGUGAGGAGUGGGAUAGAGGAAUGGAAUAGAGGGAUGGGAUAUAGGGGUGCCCUGGUGCCGCAGGACACGCGGGUGCGUGCAGUGGAGUCGGGGGGCCGCGGGCAGCCCCCCGGGGUGGCUGUCACCAACCGGCUGGGCGGGGAGGAGGUGACACACGCGCUGGUGGCCGAGAGCGCGGCCGAGGCCCAGCGCUGGCUCGAAGCCUUUGGGCAGCACCUCUUUGACUUGGCCCAGUGGAAGCAGUGCUGUGAGGAGCUGAUGAGGAUCGAGGAGCCCCCCCCGCGCCGCCCCCCGGUCCCGCUGCCCCCCCAGGGCUCGCUCUACCACCAGACAGCUAUUGACCCCUCGGAUGACAUCGCGGCGGUGACCGACAUCCUGACACGGCACGGGGGGGCUCCCCGUGCUCCGGGGCCCCCCCCGUGGCUGUCGCUGUUCGAGGGCCCCCCCCUGCGCAGCCCCAGCCCCCCCCGGCGGAGCCGACCCCGCACCCUGUCCCUCGACGCCCGGCUCGGCACCCUGAAGGGGUGGGUGCUCAGGGUCUAA